Messenger RNA from Pogona vitticeps (central bearded dragon), 933 nucleotides. Lineage: Eukaryota; Metazoa; Chordata; Lepidosauria; Squamata; Agamidae. The record is from RefSeq and is a predicted model, not a curated record.
UCUGCUUUUGGUUCUCUGUCAUUUACAGAUGAUGGGUGCCAACUCUGGGACUGAAAAUAAGAUAGUUGUAUACGGCAAGAUGCAAGAAUCUCUGGAAGUGACGCUUCCUAAUAAACAAGAGGAAGAUGAGAAAGACCAGCCUACUGAGAUGGAGUACCUUAACUCUCGCUGCGUCCUUUUCACUUACUUUCAGGGAGACAUUGGAUCAGUAGUGGAUGAACACUUCUCAAGAGCUUUAAACCAAGCCAGCAGCUUGGAUCCAGAGGCAGCCAUUUCAAAAAGCAAAACAGGGCUGAAUUCUCUAUGGAGAGAGAAUUCAACAAUAACAAGCCAAAGGAGUGGUUUCCCAGCUUCGUUUUGGACCAGUUCUUAUCAAACUCCACCUCCCCCAUGCUUAAGUGGAGUCCAUCAUGAUUUUCCAGUUACUGCACCAGGCACCUUUUCAACAGCGGAUCCUAGUAGCUGGCCAGGACAUGCCCUGCAUCAGACUGCUCCACCUCCUCCACCUAGCAUGUCAGAAUCUUGGCAUUAUCCAUUAGCAUCUCAGGUGAGCUCUUCAUAUGGACAUAUGCAUGAUGUGUACAUGCAUCACCACCAUCCCCAUGCACACAUGCACCACCACCCAACUUCGCACCUUGACCCACGUUACAGGCCUUUGCUGAUGCCUUCAGUUUGCACAGGCAAGAUUCCUCCACCACAGUGUGAUGCAGCAAAGACAGAUCCUUCUGCUGUCACCAGUGCUACCUCAGCAUGGGCAGGAGCCUUUCAUGGAACAGUCGACAUUGUCCCAACGUUUGGUUUUGACACAGGCAUCCAACAUCAAGACAAAACUAAGGAGGCGGCAUGGUUCUGACCUACCUAUGACUCCAGUGUUAAGACCUCUCACUCUUGUGAAGGGGAUCCCCUGCUUCUUCACAAUGGCACCACACAUUG